Messenger RNA from Plenodomus lingam JN3, 1437 nucleotides. RefSeq lists its product as uncharacterized. The record is from RefSeq and is a predicted model, not a curated record. NCBI's taxonomy places the organism in Eukaryota, Fungi, Ascomycota, Dothideomycetes, Pleosporales, Leptosphaeriaceae.
AUGAUACCGGAAUUGCCAGCAGGGACUUUCGGACGGUACCAGCGCAUCUUAGAUGCGCCCGACGACAAUCCUAGACAAGAUAUAGCGACAGGCUCGGUUCAUGCGAUGAAAAGCCGGGACUGCUCUCCUGCCAAACCAGAAAAGGAAGGCAUUCGAUGUAUUACUUGCGCAAAGACUGGUCGCGUUCUCGACUGCUGUAAAUCGGCUCCUUGCACGACAUGUGCCGAUAUCGAUCAUGUGUUGAAACAACAGCAGUUGGAACUAGACAUAUGGAAGGAACAUUGCAAUGAACUGAACCGACAGCUUGUAGCCUGGUCUCACCAAGUCAGAAAAUUUCAGCAAGACUCUCAGGAGAAGGGCAUUGUCAUUGCGGAAAUGAAAAUGGCACGUACACACCUGGAAGCGCAGUAUCGGCGAGAUGCACAAGCGCAGAGUACUCUUGCUGCGGAGUUGGCAAACGACAAUCGGCUUCUGAGAAACUCGGCCAAAAACAGGGAAGAGCCCGGCUUUGUCAAUGACUUGAUCAACAAGUGUCGAAAUCUGGAAGAUGUGCUGGAAAAAACUCACUGGGAAUUAUAUUCCAACAUGGAAACACUUUGUGGUUCUCUCAAUGGCAAAAGCACACAGUACAUCGAAGAGCACCUUGAGAAAUACACAUGCGUAGACAAAGACUCCUGGCAGCCGUUUCUAGCGAAAGAUAACGAGCGUUCUCAGGACUCGAACGCACAAAUCCAAUCGCUGGGCCAGCAAGGACAUGCAAAGGAAGAGUACAUUGAGGAACUAAAAGAGCAACUCCAAGCCCUUCGCGAAGCUUUCAAUCGACAGCAGCGAGAGAAAGACGACCGCAUCAAGAUCCUCGCAGGCCAACUUCAAGAGGUGCAACCAGGAAAGGAUUCCAAGGAAGAAGACCAAGAUAUCCAAUGCACCAAGCUGAAAAAGGAGGUCGCUUUCAUGCCCGAGGAUCUCGCCCAAGAAGCUGAUGAUAAUAAAGAGAAUGUUGACAUACCGAGGGAAUGCACCAAGGAUGGCGAAGAUGAUCUUGAAGUACAUGUCGAGACACUGCAAACCCAACAGGGCCAGGAGCUGAAGCAACACGUUGAAGCCUCCGCCCAGCAAGUGCAGUCUCUAAAAGAGAAGCUAGGCCAAAAGGACGAGCACCUCAAAAGCGCGGAAGAACGGCUUGUUCCUAUCUUGGACGAAAAGGACCGACCGGUACAAGAAAAGGUACAAGAAAAGGUACAAGAAAAGGGCGAUUACAUCGAGAGCCUUAAGCGGCAGUGUCAGGAAGCGGACGAGGAGGACAAACGAUUGUCUAAGUUAUUAGGGGAUAGGAAGACAGUCCUAUUGCGGCUCCAGGCUCAGCAGCAGGCGCAGCUACCAAUCGAGUUUAUCAUCAGGGAACCCAAGAACAAAAAGGGAAAAGGUAAGAGAAGGUAA